Myripristis murdjan (pinecone soldierfish) is the source of this 3046-nucleotide messenger RNA. It is a transcript of the gene atat1, whose product is annotated as alpha tubulin acetyltransferase 1. The coding region runs from base 286 to 1608 and encodes 440 amino acids. Gene Ontology annotation, biological process: alpha-tubulin acetylation. Gene Ontology annotation, molecular function: tubulin N-acetyltransferase activity. The record is from RefSeq and is a predicted model, not a curated record. NCBI's taxonomy places the organism in Eukaryota, Metazoa, Chordata, Actinopteri, Holocentriformes, Holocentridae. Gene Ontology annotation, cellular component: microtubule. The transcript has 12 exons.
UGACACACAACAGACACAAUGAAGCUGUAGCAACAAUGUAACUAGCAGGUGCCUAUUUCUACAGCUUCAAAGCUUUUAUUUUUGCAUCACUGAGGUUCUGCCAGUGCAAUGUUUUUUCUCCAGGUGGCUAGCAGCUAGCCGUGUUUUGUGCAAGGAAUCAUUCUAGCUAGCUUCCUUGCGAAAUAGCCAGCGGUAGCCCCAUUAGCUAAGCACCUGCUGGAGCUCUGCUGUAGGAAUUGGCUUUGUUUCCUCUGCCUAGCUACCCACUUCAUCUGUCUGAGAGACAUGGAGUUUCCCUUUGAUAUUAACCACCUCUUCUCUGAGAGGGUCACUGUCUUGGACCAGAACCUCGCCGCAGGUCGUAAAUCAGUGGGGAGACCAGAUCUUCAAGCCCAGAUAACCACAGUUAUUGAUGAACUUGGUAGAGCCUCAGCAAAGGCCCAACAGCUGACAGCACCAAUAACAAGUGCUUCAAAGCUGCAGUCCAACAGGCACCAGCUCUACUUACUGAAGGACGGCGAGAGAAAUGGCGGACGUGGUGUAAUCGUGGGAUUUCUCAAGGUCGGCUACAAGAAGUUAUUUCUGCUUGACCAGCGAGGGGCGCACAUAGAGGCAGAGCCGCUGUGUGUUUUGGAUUUCUACAUUGCAGACAACUUGCAGCGACAUGGCUACGGGCUUGAGCUGUUUGAUUUCAUGCUGCAGCACAAACACUUGGAGCCCGUGCUGAUGGCUUACGACAGGCCCUCGCCCAAAUUCCUGUCUUUCCUGUCAAAGCACUACUGCCUGACAGAAAGCGUUCCUCAGGUCAACAACUUUGUGGUGUUUGAUGGCUUCUUCCUGAAUCGAUCAGCGGCACAGUUGAGAAAGGUUCCCCCAAAAAAGCCAGACGGAGAGAUCAAACCCUACUCACUAAUGGAGAGAGAAGUGGUACGUCAAGAGCAGAAGGCUCUGCCUUGGCCAUUUGCUCCCCACCUCUCUCCCCAUCGGUCGGUAUCCUCCCCGUGCUCCCGCUCCCUCAGCGUGGGAUCCUCCCCCAGCAGGGCCCCCCCACAUCCCGUCCACCUGCCACCUGCCCCUGGGGGCAACAGGGGCCAGAACCCCCAGUCCCCUCACAUCGACAGCUGCAGGGCAAGACGCACCAGCCAACAGGGUCUGGUUGCCAGACACAGCCUGUACAGUCGCCACAUGGGCAGAAAUGCUGUCGAACUGCUGGACAAACCGCUGCCAGGUCUGAGACCAGUGGGGGGACAGUCAUACGCACUGGGACACACAGACACACACAGGUUGGCCUGUAUUCACACACCACAAAGCAGGUCCCAGGCUGUCCCGCUUCCACCUGUGUCUGCUUCCAAAAAGGCUGACACGUGCAGCCAGACCGUCGUAGGGACCGCAGGGGCAAACGGUGAAGCCGGUGGCAUCAGGAAGGAGAUCACAUCGCUGGAGCAGCUCCAGCAUCCAGCAGGAGGCACGCUGCGCAGCCACAGAGCUCUGCUAGAGAAGCAGAGCGACGGAGCCAGGGGAGGCUGGUCCUGGGCUGUGGGACAGAGCUGCUGUACAGCCCAGUGGGUAAAGCACAAGCAAGAAUAUAGGAGCACCCGUCCCUGGUGAUGGACAGGCCGGUGUUCUCACAAGAACUGACAUUUCCAUCCUACUUUGUGGAAGGCUGAAAACAGUGUCACAUUUUAGAAAUGCUCAAUACUUUUGCCAAAUGUGCUCUGCCAGCUGAACUUGCAUUUCGGCAUUACCUCCAGAGGUCAUAAAUGCACAGACUGGAAAGAGAAGUCUCUUUAUACCUGGUAUACCUCACGUUUCAUGGUCAUUUCUUGUAGUUGGUUUGGGUACAGAUUUUCAAACUGUCAGUGCAGAGCCACUGGUAGGUCUCAGUGUGGAGGUAGGUCCAUCAUUUUUAUUUAUUUUACACUAGAGUUUCACUAAAAUAACACCAACGUGACUGAACCUGAACAUAAUUUCCAAAUUUUUGUACGAAACUGGCCUGACCUGUUGGCCUCGGGUUGUGUAUCCGCAUUCUAGUGUGAAUCAGUUGCAACAUGACACUAUCAAGAUAUUUUACCCAUAAUAAUGAUGGCACAGGCAUUUCUGCAAUAUGUCGUAUGCAAGAUAAUCAUCUGUGAUACAUUGUGAUAUCUGUAAGUGAAGAAGAAAUACCCCGGAAAAGGCAAAAUAAUUUUUCAAUAAGCAGGAGUCAGUGGUAUUUUUCAGUGUUUUAAUAUGCACCCUCACUGCAGCGUGAACGUGACAGAACAUAGGAACUCAGAUGUGCAUCUGUGCAAAUGAAGUUGAAAACUCAAAUACUGAUACUUGGCACAAGUGUAUGGAUAAGAUAUCACAAGAAGGAGUAUCGCAGUAUAUUGUGUUAUCGAUUUACUGUUCCACCUCUAGUGGAGACAGGUGGGUGGUGGGAAGGCGACAUCAAUGCAUUCCUUUCUCAGUAAUAAAGGGCAGGAAAUUGUAAAUCACUCAAUUUAGGCACAAGUUCUGCACCGUCACUCAGCCUAAUGGUGAGGAAGCCAAGUCAAGUCACAUUUAUUUUCAUUCUUCCCUCUCCAGAAGGAGAUGUAGUGCACGACAUGGCUGUUCUUUGCCUGGAAAAGUCAUCAUGUGCUAACAUUGGAUUUCCUACUCAUUUAAAUGACCUGUCCUGUCUAACAAAUACUAAUGCAUUUUAGUGAUUUGCUCAUUUUUACUUUAAGACAAUGCUUUACAUCUCCGUAUAAAAUAAAAACAGAAGUCACCGUAAUGAUAAAUAUAGGUGCAAUGAGAGAUAAACUACUUUUAACACCUUUAAUUCAUUUCACAAACUGUUUGUUGGCUCUCAGGCAAGUGCUAAUUUUGAGGAGCAAAAGUUUUCAUCGACACUUUUUCCAGAACGAAAACGAAACAAAAAUGAACCUUGUCAAAAUGAACCUUGUCAAAAAUGCCAAAAAAAAAAACAGACAAUGAAAAGACAACUCCCGACCUCAGCUUGGCAAAGUUUUGACAUUGAGUUCAGCAUAAAAACAAAAGCUGGUGUCCCUUCUUUCAAAAA